AUGGCCGACGAAGAGUCGCAAUCCAGAAAGCGACGAAAGAUUCGAAAAGGGACGACCAGCUGUUGGGAAUGCAAGCGUCGCAAGGUCCGGUGCAGCCUCGUCGACACGCCCAAUGCCGUCUGUACGGCGUGUCAGCGCCGAGGAACAAAAUGCAUCACCCAGGAUGUCGCAGACGAACUGAAUAAUGGGACGCCGAAUACGGUCGAAGAUGCUGGUAGUCCUGGACCCGCGCGUAUACGUACUCGCAUUGUACCUGACACCCCUACUUCGCCUCUUGUCGGGCGUACCCGGGAUGCUCCAGCUUCCGCCGAGCAGACGCCAUCUGUACCAGUGCCGAACCAGACAACUACAGGGACUUCCCAACAGUUAUACGCCAGUUUUCCAUCUAAUGAAGAUGUAGAAAUUAUAUCCGAAGUGGCCGCGCACAUUCCGAUCUCAUUUUAUACAUUCAUCACCAGAUCAUAUCCGAACAUCGAGAAUGGAGUGGAUGAGCCCAACGCAAUGCUGGAUAGGCCAUCUGCUGAGACCCACCCAGUUUUACUGGGACGAUAUAUACUUCGGAUAGUAAUGAUCCUCCAGUGCCUUGAUCUAAAGAAAUACGGGAAGCAGCUGUCGAAGCUGUCAGAUGCGCCGCAGUUAAUGAUGAAGCGACUAGCAGAAACAGCCAUCCGGCUAGUCACUACCCACGACGAACUUCUUGGAACGGUCGAAGGUAUCGAAUGCGUGAUGAUGGAGGGCAGUUAUCAGGCAAACUGUGGAAAUUUCCGUCCUGCCUGGAUGGCUGUUCGAAAGGCGAUGACCUUGGCCCAGGCUAUGGGGAUUCAUCGUCCUGGGCCUUGUCCAGUGCGCCCCCUUGAUACUCGCCAGAGGGUUGAUCCAGCCUUUUUAUGGUACCGCAUUCUGUAUGUUGAUCGAUUUAUGUGUCUGAUGAUGGGUCUGCCCCAGGGCUCUAUGGAUCGAAGGAUAUCUAACAAAGGGGUUUUGGCCCUUGAUACCCCGAUGGGUCGACUGGAACGAGCCCACUGCGUCAUUGCGUCUCGGAUUCUAGAGCUGAACGAAGUAUAUUCAGAAUCAUACCCCAUCGACAAGGUUCAAGACAUCGAUCGUGACCUUCAGAAUGCAGCAGACAUAAUGCCUACCGGAUGGUGGAUAGUUCGUAAUAUGGCCAGCGACCAAAGCAACAACACCACUAAAGAAAGCACAGAAUGGAACAUAAUCCGGCUGGUAAACCAGAUCUUCCACUAUGGAUUGAUAGUCCAGCUCCACAGCCGCUAUACGCUGCGAGUUAUCAACACCGACGCGGAGCAACUCCACAACUACUCCCAAACAGCCUGCGUGAAUGCCUCGCGCGAGAUCCUGACGCGGUAUAUCACCCUGCGCAAUUCCAAUUUGGUGACGUAUACAUGCCGCGUUGUUGAUUUCUUCACCAUCUCCGCGACCUUCCUCCUACUCAUCACGCAUCUCCGACAACACGCACGGACUCCAGAUACAUUAAAUCAUCUAGGUCAUCAACGCCCAAGUGACAGAGCCAUGGCUUCCCAGGCUAUAGAUAAUCUACAAAAAAUUGGCUGGGUAAGCCAGGACCGAAUAAUCGCCCAUUCCGCUACUUUGUUGAACCGCCUACUCGACGUAGAGGCCGAAGCGGCAAAGGGUCGGCUUUAUAACACGCAUAGCAUCCACACGCCCGAAGAGGUUGCGCAGGAGACGGAGAAUGGACCCCCGCCAGCGAGUAAGGGCCUUCGCUUUUGUGUCCCGAAUUUUGGUUUCGUGAGGGUUGUGCCGGACGGGCAUAUCCAGAAGGAGGUCCCUCAUGGAGGGGGUAUGAAUCAACCUGGCGCAGGGACUGGGACCCUGCGUACACCUGACUCAGGGGAAAUAGGAACGGAAUGGAAUAGAACAGCUGUCGGACAGGAUUUACUCCCUCAGGGACACCAAGAACCUGCGAGGGAACAAGCAUGGUAUGCAUAUCCUGGGCUAGGGGCCGAUGACUGGACGUUACAGGGACUGGAUAUGACGUUUUUCGAUGGUCUGUUUCAAGGACAACUUAUGCCCGCUGAUGGGAAUAUUCAGCCAUUAUAA
Messenger RNA from Aspergillus versicolor CBS 583.65, 2079 nucleotides. RefSeq lists its product as uncharacterized. The transcript has a single exon. Gene Ontology annotation, molecular function: DNA binding; DNA-binding transcription factor activity, RNA polymerase II-specific; zinc ion binding. Gene Ontology annotation, biological process: regulation of DNA-templated transcription; DNA-templated transcription. The coding region runs from base 1 to 2079 and encodes 692 amino acids. NCBI's taxonomy places the organism in Eukaryota, Fungi, Ascomycota, Eurotiomycetes, Eurotiales, Aspergillaceae. The record is from RefSeq and is a predicted model, not a curated record.